UCAUGCUCCCUAAGGCUCACUGCAGUGCAACGGCUGCCGUCGCGUCCCCGCCGCCGCCCGCCGCCGCGCCCCGCCGCCCCGCCGCCGUCAGGAGCCGCCGUCAGGAGCCGCGUCAGGAGCCGCGUCAGGAGCCGCCGCCGCGCACGAGGCGCCGCCCGUUGGUUUGAACGGCGCGGGCACCGCUCGGCCGCGCAUGCGCACGCCCAUUCACACGUGAUAAAACGGGACGUAAACAAAUGUAGGGAAACAGCCAUCCCUGGAUCAAUGUGAAUUGGCAGCAGCGUGUCCCUCCAGAGCCCAGAUUGUCGCAGCCGCACCUGGAACCGCAGCAGGUGGAAUGUCGGGAAGCAGUAGUGGCUCCAGUGCGGGCACCAACCUCGUUAAGAGGGUGUACCUGGACUACAAUGCCACGACACCUCUGGCUCCUGAGGUCAUCCAGGCCGUGGAGCAGUCAAUGCAGGAGGCUUGGGGGAACCCAAGCUCUGCCCACGAGGAAGGUGCAAGGGCAAGGACGGUGAUCAACCAGGCCAGAGAGGAUGUGGCCAGAAUGAUCGGUGCGACGCCCCAGGAUGUCCUCUUCAUGUCUGGGGGAACAGAGUCAAACAACCUGGUCCUUCACUGUGCCGUCACACACUUCCGCAAGUGGUGUUUGUCACAAGAGAGCCCCAUUUAUCACCAUCUCCGGCCACACAUCAUCACCACCAAAGUGGAGCAUGAUGCCAUCAAGCUUCCCCUCACACACAGAUAUGCAAUUGAAGCAGAUGUAACUUACUUAGGAGUUGAAAACUUACCUGAGGCUGUGCUUGAGUCCAUCCGGCCGUCAACAUGCCUUAUCACUGUAAUGUUGGCCAACAACGAGACAGGCAUAAUGUUCUCUGUUGCUCACAUUGGCAGGUUAUUAGCAGAAGUAAACAAGAAACGUGAGAACGAAGGUUUGUUCAAGGUGCUCCUCCACACAGAUGCAGCUCAGGCUAUAGGGAAAGUUCCUGUCGACGUCACUGACCUCAACGUUGACUAUCUCACAAUUGUUGGACACAAGUAUUAUGGCCCUCGGAUUGGUGCCUUGUAUGUACGUGGUUUGGGCCAUAAGACCCCCGUGUACCCAAUGUUCUACGGGGGAGGGCAGGAGCGUGGUUAUCGCCCGGGCACAGAGAACACGCCCAUGAUAGCAGGCCUGGGAAGGGCGUCUCUUCUGGUCCACAACAACGUUCAGGACUAUUACACUUCCAUGAAGAAGACCAGGAACUACAUGGAAAGGCAGCUGAAGAAAGUGUUUGGUAACCAGGUGAAGAUCAAUUGUGUUGACCCAUGCAUAUCUUCGGACCCUGAGACUUGUUCUGUUCCUCCCCGUGGGCCCAAGCAGCAGCAUUUCAUAUUCCCACGCCUUCCUAACACAUCAUCCGUCUCAUUUUAUUACAGACAGGUUGGAGGACCUGAAAUUCUGCGGCAUUGUCGAAUGGUUCAAGCCAGUUGUGGGGCUGCGUGCCAUGCACACACAGAGCAGCAGAGUAUUUUAGAGUCAUCAGGAGUGUGCUCCUUCCAUGCCUCGCGCACCAUUCGCCUGAGCAUAGGGCGGGACACCACUAUGGAGGAGAUAGACCUGGCCAUCCAGGACAUAAAGCAGGCCAUUGAGAAGCUCAUUGGGCGCUCUGUGUAGACUGGCAGGAGAGUGACAGUCUGUAGCAAAAAGCGACAUUUUUUUACAUUUUGCAGUGUUAGGGUUGUUGGGUAGUGAAAAAAUAGAAAUGAAAAAAAGUAAUUCUUGUACUAAGUGUAAGUGUUUUUUGAAACCAGACCGACAUGCACAUAUUUUGAUUUUGAAUUUAUUUUGAUUUGAAGAUAAUGUUACUUGAUAUUAUUAUUUUAUAUAUGGUAAGACAAAAAUCCGGCAUGUUGAUUGGGACUUAGUCAGUUGUUGAAUUUUAUAAUGAAAGUUUUCCAGAUUUAUUGUCUGAUAAAAUUGGUUACAAGGACACUAAAUAAGGUAACAGAAAUAGUUUAUUGUUGUCAUAAUUUCUAUUGUGUAUUUUAUUUUAUUGAACAUUUUUAUAAUCUUACAUGCAGAGGUGUGCAUUGCCUCUGGGAGAUACUUCACCGUAGAGAGUUCAUAAGUAUAGGACUACUGACCAAAAUGAAAUUGAGGCAGAGGUGUACUUAAGUUUUGAAAGUAUGUUGAUGCUGCCAUGUACUGCAAGGGACAAUGUGAUAUUGCAAGUUGACUCUGUUGAGAUUGCAAGUUGGCUGUAUUGAGAGUCUGGGUUGUGUCCGAGCUUCCCAUCAGAAGAGGGAGUGAGUGGCAAGGAUACUCAUUGAUCAUGAAGACGCAUUGCAUUUAUAUUGAUAUAUUACGUGAUUGUAGUGCAAAGUAAAUUCGACAAUAAUUUUAGUGUUUUUGCUGCAGUUUGAUUGUUGAUGGAUCUUGGAUUUUUAUUUUAUUCUAUGUAUAUCUAGAAAAUUAUUAUUUUUUAAUGAGGUGUCUGGUUCUAAGAGCAUUAGAUGUCUCUUCAGCCAGAAUGCCAUUCUGUUGGGUUCCUUUGCCCAAGGAAGCCACAGAUGGAGUGAUAUGUGUAGACAGCAAAUUGACUAUCAAAAAAAACACAAAAAAAAACAUAAAAUUAUCAAUGAACUGUGAUACGCUGUCUGUGUUGUUGUCACUGUCAUGUGUAAGGGGUACAGUAGAGUUGUUUUACCACAACUUUUCUGGAUGAAUGCGAUAGGGAGCUGGGGCACAGCAGGCAGCAGGGAAGGAGAAGGAGCCCCACAGGCUGAUCUGCGCAUGAAUACCUGCAUGCACUUUGCCCGUAAAAGUUUUUUUUAAUUUUUUUAUUAAUACUUUUCUAUCAGUACUUUCCCAGGUGGAUGGAUUAUUGGAAUGAUUAGAUGGUUUUGGUGUUGAUAUGCCUUAUCGCAGGUUUGUCAUGGAGUUGGGAAUAUUUAGUACAUUGGCUCAUUCAUAAGAUCUUUAGGUACAAGAUCAGAUCACAAAUUUGUUUUCAUUCACAUCUUGUAUAUCUGUUCUUGCUACCCAAAUUGCUACAUACACAGUGCUAUACAUAACACAUUGUCUGGAUUUGGAAUACCAAGCAAAGCAGGUUUAAAGCUCACUUGCAACAUGAGAGAAAGCAAAAUCAAACUGCCAGAUAAUGCAUUUUCUGCUAAUACAUCAGAGGGUCAUCUUUCCAAAUGAAAUUAGAUUUUGAACUUAAAUUGCAUUGUUUUCAGUUUGUUUCUCUUGCAUUCAUGGCGACGGACCUUUCGGAAACGAAUGACGUCAGUCAAUAUUAUGCUGAGUGAAGUGAAUUUGCAAAAGCUGCUGUGUUGGUAUGUUAAGUAAUUUAUUUGGUAAGUUAAGGUUGACCAAGUAUUAUAAAAACAAUCACCCAAAUAUGUACAAAACCUUCAGAAGGUUGAACUUUUUUUAAUCACUUACGAACAUUUAUAAAUGUAGGAAAUGUAAGCAAAGCGACAUUAGUUUAUUAAUAUUUUUGUGUUUUCUCCCCCUUUCUUUCUUCAGUGCUGUGGGGGCAUGAUGGGGUUUUGAUGGUGCUCUUUUCUAAGACCAGUAGAAUUUGGGGACUGAGGGGCUAGUACCUGUGAGAAAUUACUAGAGUUUUUGUUUCAUGUAUCAGCGUGAAUACCAAAAAUAUAAUUAAUAUUGGCAAAUUUGUGAAAGUUUGCAUAUUGUUUACAUUCCAGUUGCAUUCCAAAAAGCUGUGUCUUUUUAUGUUGGUAUUCACAGAAGAUACAGGGUAAAUUCUUCAGCCACUAUGUACCAUGCAGUUUAUUCCUUUUCAUUGUCUUCUUGUUUUAUACCUGUAGUCAUAAACCCUCUCCUUCUAAGUAUACUGUGUUGCUCUUUUUGUAGUCCAAGCACAGUACUGCAUUAUUUGAUAGUAAACUAACCAUAUGAUAUAGUAGCCAGAUGGCAAAGUGUUCAGCUCUGAGUAUAUUCUGGGGUCUUCUAAAUUUUUCAUUAUGAUGCAAAACUAUAUUCCUGGUUAGAAUUCAGUUCCAUGCAUGACUGCAAAUGCAUUCCAUGACAGUCUUAUUGUCCUUCACAUACCUCUCACCCUGAGGCUUUCAGCUUAUAGUUACUACAAAAUAUUGAGCUGUUUAAAUACUCAAUCCAUCCUUUUAAGUAAUUUCCUAAGCUAAAACAAAGCCUUUUGAUGAUUUCUUUUCUGUUUAAACGCAUUCACACACUGCAGACAUGUAAUAUAUGGAAAUUAUAUAUAAGGUUGAAACAUUCCCCAAAUUAAUUUUCUUUUUCAUGUGAUGCUAAUUAGUAUUAGAAAUAAUUGUAGACAAUUUUAGAUGACAGAUAUCAGUCUCUGCAAGAAUUGUCUUUAUUUCAAGCUUCAUGUUCAUUUCAAUCUGAUUUUUCUUCCACACUUUUUCUCCGUCUCAUGUAAUAGACAUAUGAUCAGAGAAGUGAGAGGUUCAAGUUUCUUAAGAGUAGGUUGCUUUGUUCUCAUUUCUCUUCUAUUAUAUCCUUUUUUUUUCCUUGAGAAAAAAAAAAAAAAAAUACUACUUCUAUUCCUUUUCCUUUUCCUAGAAUUCUAUUCAUCACUAUUUAUUCUUUCUUUCUUUUUUUUUCUUUUUUUUCCUCCUUUUUUUCCCUCUUUUUCUUCUUCUUCCUCCUCCUCCUCCUGUCUCGUAAAAGGCAGAGUGACUAUCGAAUCAGAAAUGAGAUGAAAAGGGAUAACAUCCAGUUGAGAGAAAUUCACCCAUACCUCACACUGCUUUUGUUCCUUGCUUAUAUUUCUGUGCAGUCCCAAGGGCUGCAAGAAAAUGUAGAAUGCUUGACUAGCAUCUUAGUGCUGGGUGCUACAUGGUGGCUUCUAACUAACACCAUCAUCCAACCAUCAGUGUCUAUGAGACCUUUAUCAUACAGUGGCCUCAAACAGUGCAUGCAUUUUUUUCACACAAUCUUUUGCUUGAUAAGUAGAUGUAAGCAUUUACAAUAUUACUACUUUUUUUGUUUUUAUUCAUUAUUAUUGUUACUUUUGGUAAGUGUCAUGAUUUGCAUUAUUUUUUUCAAUGGUAUUCAAUAUGAUACAAAGGAGUGUGAAAGGGUGUGUUAAGGAGUUAAACUUUGCCUUGUUAGAGUACCUAUCAGGUGGUAUAGGUAAUGUGUGGGUGGUGUUGAGACUCCGAAAUGGUAUUUACAAGUGGAAAAAAUGACUAGGUAAGUGUUAACUUCAUUAUCAUUAUUAUUAUUAUUUUUUUUUAAUAUGAAAUAUUUCUGUAGAAAUUUUUUCCUUAAUUAAAUCAAUCAUUAUUUUGAGGAGAUGAGGAUGCUUGAAAGAGCAAUAGUUGUUUACAUUUAGAACAUUGCAUCAUAAAACUGCCAUUAGAUUUUAACUAUUACCAUUGUUAGUAUUGGUUGUUAAUGUUAAGUGUGCGGCAUCAAUGUAACAGUCGAAAAGCAUUGAGAUUAUUACCAAGUACUUUUUAUAUCAUGGUUUUGAGAUGCAGAGUCUUGAGUCGUCACUGUAUUGUAGGAUAGUGUUCACCCAGAAUCACAAUAGCAUUGCUUUCAUGAAGACGUUGCUCAAAGUGAUCGGAAGAAACCUCUCGGAGAAACUGACUGAGCCACAUUUUUACAAUUAAUUUAGAUAAUAAUUAUUGCUGUUAUUAUUUCAUCAGAAUUAUUACUGUUAUCUUCAUUAUUAUUAUUAUUAUUAUCAUUAUUAUUAACAUAUUUAUUAUAAUAUU
Penaeus chinensis is the source of this 5718-nucleotide messenger RNA. Its product is annotated as selenocysteine lyase-like. The transcript has 9 exons. Lineage: Eukaryota; Metazoa; Arthropoda; Malacostraca; Decapoda; Penaeidae. The coding region runs from base 338 to 1657 and encodes 439 amino acids. The record is from RefSeq and is a predicted model, not a curated record.